Molecule: messenger RNA, 162 nt
Organism: Echinococcus granulosus
Lineage: Eukaryota; Metazoa; Platyhelminthes; Cestoda; Cyclophyllidea; Taeniidae
Exons: 2
Coding region: 1-162 (53 amino acids)
Source: RefSeq, a predicted model, not a curated record
AUGACUGCUCACACCUACACAAACGGCAAGAGCAGACUCACAUGGCGCAGCACUGGGCCGCAGGACGACUCCAACAAUUUUGCAGUCGGACCGGAUAUACCACCACUUGACAACAACACUGCUCUUCGUCCAACCCUGCCGCCCCAACCAAAGCUGCCGUAG